This is a messenger RNA of Solanum verrucosum, 2242 nucleotides long. RefSeq names its product E3 ubiquitin-protein ligase At1g63170-like. The record is from RefSeq and is a predicted model, not a curated record. Gene Ontology annotation, molecular function: zinc ion binding. Bases 365 to 1624 code for a protein of 419 amino acids. NCBI's taxonomy places the organism in Eukaryota, Viridiplantae, Streptophyta, Magnoliopsida, Solanales, Solanaceae. The transcript is spliced from 6 exons.
UUAAUAGGAGGAGUCGGUGGAGCAAUUAUGGGUGCUGACAAAAUUUUGCCCUUUUUCGCAUAAAAAAGUUAAAAAUCGAAGCCCUAAUUUCAGAGAAAUCUUCAUACUGACGAACUUUAUCGAUCAUCAAAUAUAAUCGCUGUAUGAGUUGGCUAUGGAUGGAUUCAGGAGAGGUAGAAGUAGAUCGAAGAAGUAUUGGGAAGAAGUGAUUAGACAUGACUUGACAUGGUUGCAGUUUACCGAGGACAUGACCUUAGAUAGGAAGGUGUGGAGAACAUGAAUUAGGGUAGAAGGUAAGCUUUGCUUGUGAGGAUAAGGUGGUAGAUGAACCAGUAGCAAUAUUGUCCUUGAGAUUUAUGGUUGAAUGGCUGUUACCUUGGAAGAACUUACUCAAGAGAACCCAACUGACAGAUUUCCUUUGCUCAUGGAGCAAGCAGAAAGUCGUGAGAGGAAUGAACAUGUUAUUGAUGUAGAACAAGGAAGUGGCCCCUCAUCAUCAGGUUCAUCUGAUAAUGAUUCUCCUCGUGAAUUGGAUAUACCCAACCAUGAAAAUAGACCACCAAAUCGACAUUCCGUCUCUUCUUUGUCCAAUGAAUCAGAUUCUCAUAGCCCUUCUACCGCUAGGAGAGCUGAAGGUUCUGAUCGUCGUUGGAGCCCAUUUAAUACUCUGUUGUGGCUUUCCAUUGAGCUAAUAUUCACCCUAGGACAGAUUGUUGCAGCCGUUGUUGUUUUAUCCUUGUCAAAAGAGGAAAACCCAGAAACUCCAUUAUUUGCUUGGAUUGUGGGUUAUGCAACUGGAUGUGCAGCAAGCCUUCCUUUACUGUACUGGCGUUAUCUUCUCCGUUACCAAACCAUCGGUCAGAGACCAACUCAACUGCGUCAAGAUUCACCCCAAGUCAAUUCCACUGCAGAGCCAAAUUCUUAUAUUACUAUCUCAUUAACUCGGUCCUCGGAUGAGGAAGAUGGAAGGAACACACCUACAGAUAUUUGGACUAGGCAAAGCAAUGCAAGACUUGGUUCACUGGUAGAUCAUUUCAAGAUGGCCUUGGAUUGCUUCUUUGCUGUGUGGUUUGUUGUUGGCAAUGUUUGGAUCUUUGGGGGCCACUCGUCUUCUUCUGAGGCUCCCAAUCUGUACAGAUUAUGUAUAGCUUUUCUUACCAUUAGUUGCAUUGGAUAUGCUAUGCCUUUCAUCUUGUGUGCGAUGAUAUGCUGCUGCCUGCCUUGUAUCAUUUCAAUCCUUGGUGUGCGUGAGAAUAUGCAUGGAGUGAGAGGAGCCACAGAAGAGUCCAUCAACGCUCUUCCCACACUCAAGUACAGGGUCAAGACAGAUGGAACUGGCAGUAAUGAAAGUAAAAAUCUAGGAGAGGAGGAAGGUGGUUGUGUAGCCGCAGGCACAGAGAAGGAACGUGCCAUAUCAGGCGAAGAUGCGGUAUGUUGUAUUUGCUUAACAAAAUAUGAGGACAAUGACCAACUGAGGGAAUUGCCUUGCUCGCAUUUCUUCCAUACACAAUGUGUAGAUAAAUGGCUGAAGAUUAAUGCGACUUGCCCCCUCUGUAAAUCUGAAAUUGACGCCAAGAACAGAGAUCUACCUUCUGUAGAAGAGGAACCCCUCCAACAAUCCUAAGGUGAUGCAGAAACCACCUUCUUAUGGUCGAAACAGAGAUCAUUGCGGCUAGCUUGUUGCAUGGGGAGCCAGGAGAGUAUAUCCCAACUGACUGUUACUUCUUCUGCUGCUGCUACUGCUACUGCUACUGCUGUUUUUACCACAUGAAUUUCACUUUGUAUAGUUGUAGUUCAUACCAAGAAUCCAUAACAAGCUUGAAAGAAGAGGUAAUUCCAUUGUUGAUACUCUCAUUUCAUGCCUCACCAGCUAUGUUACUUAGAACUUCCAAAAAAAUGUUAGUUGCACUCGUGUUGGAUCUUCAAAAAAAUGCAUAGCUUUUGGAAGAUCUAAACCGAGUGAUAUUUUUGAAGUGUCCAUCAUCUAAGCAGACAUAGCACACCAAUUACUUCUCUCCCUCUCUCUCUCUCUCUGUAUAAAUACAUUUAAGGGUAAGGCUGCGUACACACCAUUCUCCUCAGACGUUGCUUUUGAGAUUACACUAGAGAUGCUUGUUAUCACAAAUUUUAGUUUCUACUUUGUUAUAAACUUUUUUCUUCUUCUUAUAACAGUAAACAGCUGUCAUUAUUAACAGUAGUUUCUUUGUGAAAUUAUCUCUUUAUAAUAAUAACCUUAUGCAAA